This is a messenger RNA of Kickxella alabastrina, 520 nucleotides long. RefSeq lists its product as uncharacterized. NCBI's taxonomy places the organism in Eukaryota, Fungi, Kickxellomycota, Kickxellomycetes, Kickxellales, Kickxellaceae. The record is from RefSeq and is a predicted model, not a curated record. The transcript has 2 exons. Bases 205 to 510 code for a protein of 101 amino acids.
CUCGCACACAGUAAGUUCAGCUCUGUUUUUUCUUUAUUUUUGGCUUGUGCGUGUGUGGCUCUGCUGUUGCAUUGUUGCUUUUGGGAGGCGGCUUUGCCACCCGUGGUGCCCUAGCCUGCCCUGGCUGGUUGUUUGUUGUGCAGGUGCGGUUGCCGUCUGUGCUGUCCGAAAUCCUCUCUUUUUAAUAACACUCUGCACGAUGCGAUGCAUCUCGCCUUGGCGCAUGCAGCAUACAUCCUUGCUAUUUUUCUUUUAUUUGCCUGCCGCCGCAUACCCGUUUUCUGGAUUGUUCUCUUUUCCGUGUCAUUCUCGCACUCGCACUCGCACUCCUCUGCGCCAUGCCUGUGUUGUCCUAUCGUGUCCCCUCCGCCCCCACCUCAUUGUGGGUGCGCUACUAUCUUUUCUUAUCAUUCCUCAUCGAUUACUGUGUCUUUUUUGUUGUUUUGUUUUGUUUGCACAUGCCGCUAUAGCUGCUGGGCUAUUUUUACACAUGAUACCAAAUGCCAUUAACUUCAUGCCA